GAUCUUGAUCGCUCACGGACAAAAUAAAUUAUUCACACAUUCAAUACAUGUAUAAACUUCCUCCAGUAUAUACCUACCCAAUAUAUAGUAUCCGCAGCUGUCAUGGGCUCCAACAGCGAGGGCCCAUUUGCUGGUUAUAGCAGCUGUCAUUUUAUACCUCGGUUUCAACCUGCCAUCCCUCAGGUUGUGGAUCGCCUACGACCAAGGAGACAAUCCCGAGCUUCAGUGCCACAGCAGAGAUCGAAUACCAAGGGAAGGAAGUCGAAGAAUGACAGAACUUUUCAAUACGAACCCCUGGAUCCUGCGAAGCGUGAAAUCAGGCUAUUUGAGCUCUGGCCAGGAAAGCCUGGUAGCAAGGUGGUCGGGCACCUCUUCAACGUCUCUUUGGAUGAAAGCCCCAGCUUCGAAGCCUUGAGCUACACUUGGGGGCCACCUCAACCAACCUAUAACAUCUCCAUUAAUGGACACAGGGCGUUUCCUGUGCGUCGGAACCUGAGGAAGGCAUUGGACGACCUGCGCCAGCCUGACAAGCCUCGUGUUCUCUGGACGGAUGCCAUAUAUAUCAACCAGCCAAACAAUACGGAAAAGGCACACCAGAUCAAGCUGAUGCGGAGCAUAUACUCAUGUGCACAGGUUGUCUGCGCUUGGCUGGAUCACAGCGUGCAGCCAAUGGAUGCGAAGACCUUGCACGUCUCGGUAAGGAAAUCGAGCUUGAUGACUAUGAUCCGUCCUACUGGUAUCCAGUUGCCGAUGUUUUUCGAAAUCCGUACUGGCAAAGGCUGUGGGCCCAGCAGGAGCUCAUCCUGGCCAAAGAAAUCAACAUAUAUUACCAGCGGAAUGUCUUUGAUGGGCAGCAGCAAGGUGAGGGUCGACUACGCCGCACCUGUCAUCGAGAUCUACUUGCAGGUUUUCAGUCUCUUCAUAGACAGGCACAAGAGUAUCGACUUCUUAUGUUUCUCUGAUAGGGGCCCGUAUUAUGCUGCCUCCCGAGGGGAUGACUUCCCAACCUGGAUGCCGCAUCAGCUUGUCAGAUGGAGCCGAGUCAAUGCGAGCCGGGCCUGUGGCUCUAUUACAGCAAGGAACGCCUCCAUUGACUUGAAGAGCCGGGUUCUCUUUGUCCAAGGUCUCUUGGUAGACACAAUCGGAUUUAUUGGACCAAUGGAGGAUUUUUACGAGCUGCCCAUACUUGAGUGGUACUAGAUCCUGGAAGAGCACUGCCGAAGACUCUGGCCAGAAGAUACUGGCCACGAACCACUGUACGAAAGGGAGGAUGUGACUAUACUUCUACACGGUUGGGUUUCAGAAAAGAGGUAUCGCCAACAUUAUCAACAUCAAAAUUUAGAGGCCGACGCAGGAGACAACGGUCGCUUUACUCCGUGCCAUUCGUGUAGCAGCGGAGCAGGUUGGUCAGGACACGCUGACGCUCUGGGACCUUGCUUCUAGGCCAAGGAGUGACUUUCUGACCAAAUAUCAGUUUAUGUGCAAGCCUCUUUUUAUCGAACUCGAAAAAUCCGUGUUCGUCGAAACUGAAUGCCGGCGGCUCGGGUCUCUGGACAGAGUGUUUAAGGUAGAGCCGGGGGACCAGGUUUGGGUCCUCCAUGGGUGUCAAAUGCCAAUGGUUCUUCGACCAGUCCCUGGCAAGAAGGCCCGGUUCACAGUCAUUGGACCGGCCAUCUUUCCGGGGCUAAUGCGCGGUGCGGCAUUGUCAAAUGGAGAAGCUGAGCUGGAAAGCACUGUAGUUGAGCUUGAAUAGGUAGUCCAGUGAAAAAUCCUGGAAGGAACGGGGGGCUAUGUAACGGCGGGAAGCUAUAUAGGUGCGAUCUGAGGCAUCUGAAUGGUAGAUUCAGAU
Aspergillus caelatus is the source of this 1849-nucleotide messenger RNA. RefSeq names its product heterokaryon incompatibility protein-domain-containing protein. The transcript has a single exon. The record is from RefSeq and is a predicted model, not a curated record. Bases 103 to 1200 code for a protein of 365 amino acids. NCBI's taxonomy places the organism in Eukaryota, Fungi, Ascomycota, Eurotiomycetes, Eurotiales, Aspergillaceae.